Malassezia restricta is the source of this 5037-nucleotide messenger RNA. RefSeq names its product 1-phosphatidylinositol-3-phosphate 5-kinase. Gene Ontology annotation, biological process: phosphatidylinositol phosphate biosynthetic process. The record is from RefSeq and is a predicted model, not a curated record. The coding region runs from base 1 to 5037 and encodes 1678 amino acids. Gene Ontology annotation, cellular component: endosome membrane; fungal-type vacuole membrane. The transcript has a single exon. Gene Ontology annotation, molecular function: metal ion binding; 1-phosphatidylinositol-3-phosphate 5-kinase activity; ATP binding. NCBI's taxonomy places the organism in Eukaryota, Fungi, Basidiomycota, Malasseziomycetes, Malasseziales, Malasseziaceae.
AUGGCCAGGGACGGGCCGACGACCCAGCCCAUGACGAAUGAGUUUGUGUCACUUAACUUGCUCGAUGAUAGUGAUGAUCGGCCAUCUUCGUUUGCAUUUACGUCGCUCUUUGACCGUAUGCGCACGGCGUUUUCUGCGCCACCGUCCAAGACCGAGAGCGACGUCGCCACCGCCGCCGGUCCAUCCGGCCCAUCACAACGACACACGCCACGGCGCGCCCCUGACAACUCGAGUCCAGCGAGUCGCAUUCUGCCACUUCGCACCGCUCCGCCCAGCCUGAGCAUGGCGCCCAUCCACGCCUCGCCGGUCGUGCCGAGCGAGGCGAGCGAUACGACGUCCAUCGAUACAGGGCGCAGUGAGGCAUGGUCCACGCUGGGAGGUAUGAUAAGUGGCGUGCCUGGCUUCCCUCUUGGCAGCGACGUGCUUGAUGAUACGCAGUCCUUGUCACAGCGACCCGAGACGGGUGACGAGGGUACCUCCAGUGUACGGCCCAGCGCUGAUAUGUGGAUUCGCCGCUUUCGUGGCGAAGGGCUCAGCCGCAAGUACUGGAUGGCCGAUGAUACGGCGAAAGAAUGCCGCGACUGCCUUAUGCCAUUCACGUCGCUGCGUCGAAAGCACCACUGCCGGAUCUGUGGACAGAUCUUUUGCAGUCGCUGCGCCUCGAACCUCGUGCCUGGUGCGCGGUGGGGACAGAAGCAUGCCAUUCGGAUGUGUGACCAGUGCCAUACCAUGCUCGAAGAGUACGAUCGGCGUGAGCGCAUGGAUGCGGAGGCGCGCGAUAAGAGCCAGCGGCAGCCCCUGUUGGCGCCAUCGCCCGGCCUUGUGCCGGACCUCGAUGACGUACAUACGCCUCAGUCCCAGUUUGCUGCCAAGACGCUCUUUGCCAAAGACGCCUUUCCUUAUCGCGAUGACGUCGUAAGCGACGUGGCUGGCAGCGAUGAGGCGGAUGCGCUGGAGGACCGCUACAGAGAAGUGCUCGGUGACCUCAGUGCAUCCGAGGCGCCACAAGCGCUAGCCACAGAGGUGGCCCCGUUCCGAUCCGGUCUUGAUGAGAUCGAGACACAUGCGUCUGAUUUGAUCGAGGCACCUGCCCACAUCCCGCCACCUUCCCCCGAUACGUCUCCGCCAUCACCGCAGCACACGCCGCGCGAUGCGACCGAGGCCCUUGCAUCGCUUCCACCCUUACCGCCCUCACCGAUCAAGCGGAGCACGGCGCAACAAAAGCUAAUGCGUGGCACGUCGCGCUUCGUCACCAGCACGGCCCUUGGUGCCAUUUCGCUCGUGUACUUUCUGCGCAUGCUACAUCAGCUCCUGGUGGCCGAGCAUGUGGGCCACGUCGCCGAAUGGAAAGAGACCAUCAAGCUGCUUGCGCUCGCUGUGAUUGACCGUAUUCGCGUGCGCACACGCAACAUGUACCUCACCGAUAUUCGCCAAUGUGUCAAAAUCAAGUGCUUUCCCGGUGGACGUGUGUCGGACUGCGAGUUCCUCGAUGGGUACGUCUGCACGAAGAAUGUCGCUACGCGCCGAAUGGCAUCGUUCCUGCCCAUACACCACGCCCGCAUCAUGAUAAUUACAUUCCCGAUCGAGUACCACCGCAAUGCGAAGCAGCUCAUGUCACUUGACUCGAUUAUGGCGCAAGAGUACGAGUUUCUGCGCAUUCUCGUGGCUCGCAUCACGGCGCAGCGGCCCCACGUUGUGAUGGCUGAAAAAGGCGUGUCACAUAUCGCCCUCAGCAUGUUUGAACAAGCGGGCAUCGUUGUCUUUUCGCGCCUCAAGCGCACAGCCAUCGAUACCAUUGCGCACUGUACGCAGGCCGAUGUGAUUGCCUCGAUUGACCGGCUCUCGCUCGAGCCACGCCUCGGUCGGUGUGCGUGCAUCUCCAUCGAUACGUACCAGCAGGCGGGCGAUCCGGAGCAGCGCAAACCACUCUUGCGCGUCGAAGUCGCGUCCAAAGAAGUCAGCUGUGCCCUCAUACUCCGCGGCACCAUCCAGCCCAAACUACGGCGCAUCAAGGCCAUCCUCGCUCUGAUGGUGUUUGUCGGCUACAACUUGAAACUCGAGGAAUGUGUGCGCCGCGAUAUGGGUGCGACCCUCGAUUGGUCCGUUAUGAACUUUCACACCGUCAGCGAGCUGGCUGCGCCUAUGCCAACCGAGGAGGAAGACGUGCAUCGGCACAUUAUUCUUGACGAGACGCUCAAAAAAUACCAGCGUCUCCUGCUUAGUGCCUCCGUCACAGCAGUUCUGCCGCCACCUUACCUCGUGACCCGCAUGAAGUAUGUCAACGACCGCAUACGCACCCUCAAGGCGCUCCCCAUCAAGAGCAUGACAUACAAGCACACGGACGCCCAGGGAGACGUGCCGACGCAGGGACUCGUCUUGUGUGCGCCUGAGACGUACGCGGCCCCUACCGAGGUCGCCGUCCUGGAGUCAGAGCACGAAAGCAUCCAGGCAUGCUGGCACGCGUGUGUGUCCGGCAUGUCGAAAAUGCUGACGCCCUUUGCGCACCAAAAGCUCGUGGCCCUCGUGUUCAAAACGUGCGCUGUCAAUCGACACACUUGCAUGGGACCCCAUUUUGAUUGUGCUGACUUUUACGGCGUCGAUGAUGAGCCGCUCGGCCAGUUUCUUGAGCGCACAUGUGAUGAGCACGCGGCAUCAUGCGAGGCACGCCAUUGUGAGCAUGCAAAUCUCGUGCACUACCUGACCUAUACCCACAACACCACACAGAUCCAAAUGGUCGUGGAGCAUUUUCCGUGUCCCCUGCGCGACUGCGAACACGAACUGCUGUGCUGGAGUUACUGCAAAGUGUGUGAGGCUUCAACGCCCAUGACACGCCUUAGUGAUGAGGCUUGGUCCUUGAGCUUUGCCAAGUUUCUCGAGCUGCAGUGCUACCCGAACUCAUCGUGCCACUCGACGGUAUGUGAGCAUGACUACUUCCAAAACACGGUGCGGUACUUUGCGCUCAGAAACCUCGCGAUUCGCUUCCAUGCCGACACGAUCGAGCCAUGGGACAUUCUCGUGCCGCCCACGCGCCUCAUCAUUGACUACACUCAGAUGUGUGUCUUGCGGAAUACGGAGGCUGUCAAGCUUUACGAUAAGAACCGGCUGUACUGGCGCUCUGUUUGCAUGCGACUUGACGCUUUGCAACGCCAAAUCGCGGCAAAGAUGCUCCCCGCACGCCUCAAGACGCAUACCGAUACCCUUCUCACCCAGAUGGUGCAGCUCGCCAUGGCCGAUGGAUUUGAAAUCGAAAAGUCCAUUUCCGAGUCCUACCGUGAAUCAGACAAGGACAUGUGCCAGCUCACCAUGAAUGCUGUGCGUCGCACGCUCCAGGACCGCGUGGUCGAGUGGGAAAAUCUGUUCCUCGACUUCAAGAAACACGCUCCCAAGAGCGACCAGGAUAAGCAGCGUCUCUUGGCGCAGUAUGACCCACCAGAGGCAGACAUAAUAGCUCCGCAGCCUGUGCGAGCCAGCCCUGAACGCACGCCGUCUUUCGUGGAACAAGUGUCGCCGUCCAAGUCGCCGCGCCGGCCACUUCCUCGUCGCGAUCCAUCGGGCCAAGUCGCAAUGCUCACGCAGCAGUACGAGCAAAUGACACGAGACGCCGAGCAGCAAGCAUCGCGUAUGCACAGAGCUCGCCCCGUCACCACAACGCACGCGACAGUGGAAGUGUUCAAGAGCCUGCGAGAUGCAGUGCGAGGCGACGAUAGCGAUCACGAAGACGACCUGCGUCCUGAGCAGACGCGUGGUGAGGCAUGGCUUGGCUCGCGACCGAUUGAAACGCCUCAGCCAUCCACUCAUGAUACCCUGAUCGAAUUGUCCGUGCCCAGCACUCCAAGUACAGAAAAUGACACUUACCACGAUACGUCGAGGAGCCUAAUGAUCGAAGAAGGCAACGUCGACAUGACGGAUACGUCCCAGCCGGAGCGUACUAAACUCUUUCACUUGCUAAAAGCGGCAUGGCCUCUGCCCGUCGACGAAUUUUUCCCGCUGACGUAUCCAUUCUCGCCGACAGAUCAUGUGUUCACCGAUGCACGCGUCGUCGUACGUGAGGACGAGCCAAGCUCGAUCAUCGCCUUUACACUCGACUCGCAAAACUACCGCGAGCAGCUCGCCAACUCGCGGCAGAGCCGAUCUGAUGCUCCGUUGACAGAACUGCGACAUGCUGACGGGUCGCACUACUUGUAUGAGUUCGACACCGAGACGAUCAAGCUGUGGUGUAAGAUCUUUUUCGCCGAGCAAUUUGAUGCCCUGCGGCAUAUGUGUGGAUGUGCCGAACAGUUUGUUCAGUCACUCUCACGCUGCUUCAAAUGGGACUCGCGCGGCGGCAAGUCAGGCUCAGCAUUUCUCAAGACCCGCGACGACCGCUUUGUCGUCAAGCAGCUCUCUCGAACUGAGCUCGAUGGUUUCUCCAAGUUUGCGCCACAGUACUUCACAUACUUGGCUGAGUGUCAAUCAGCAUUGCGGCCUACCGCACUAACCAAGAUCUUUGGCUACUUUCGCAUCGGUUUCAAGAAUACGCACACAGGUCGCAGCUUCAAAAUGGACUUUAUGGUCAUGGAAAAUCUGCUGUAUGGACGCAGCGUCGACCGCAUCUUUGACUUGAAAGGCAGCACACGCCAUCGCUUCGUACAGGAAAGUGGUCAGCCACACGAGGUACUGCAAGAUGAAAAUUUGAUGCAACGAGCGCAAUCUUCUCCCCUUCUUGUGCGCGAACACUCAAAACGCAUCCUGCGUACGGCUCUGCACAACGACUCGCUCUUCCUCACCGAGAUGAAUGUGAUGGACUACUCGCUUAUCAUGGCUCUGGACACUUCGCGCAACAAGAUGGUGAUCGGUAUCAUCGACUACCUGCGUACAUACACAUGGGACAAGCGUGUCGAGAGCUUCGUCAAAGAAACGGCGAUCCUCGGCGGCGGCGGAAAGGGCGAGCCAACGAUUAUCACGCCACGACAGUACCGUAUGCGCUUUCUCACGUUCCUUGAUCGUAACAUUCUCAUGACACCCGAUCCCUGGAUACAGUCGGGAUGGGUGCAGUGA